Molecule: messenger RNA, 1401 nt
Organism: Aspergillus thermomutatus
Lineage: Eukaryota; Fungi; Ascomycota; Eurotiomycetes; Eurotiales; Aspergillaceae
Product: DUF2841 domain-containing protein
Exons: 4
Coding region: 1-1401 (466 amino acids)
Source: RefSeq, a predicted model, not a curated record
AUGGAUCCAACAGGUCAGCCAGGGGCCCAGGAGCAUCAUCAGAUGUUGCCAUAUGAUGGCAUGACGGGCCAGCAAGGGCCAGAGGAUCGCCACUGCACAAUGCCACGGGCAUCCAACUGUCCUUUCCCCCAUUUUGCGAUGAUAUAUAUAGACAACAAUGGUGAACUCGGCGUGGAUGUCUCCUCUUCCCUUGCAGGCUGUGAAAGGGCCAUUUUCACCGAAGAUCUCAAGCAGAGCUUUGUCAGAGCUGUGACCACCGAUUGGCAGCCAAACAUGCAGAAUUUCCCCUCCGCAGGGGCGAUCGGAGCAGCACAUGGCGGACUACCAGAAAGGCAGCCCUUCAUGUUUAAUGCCGGACUGGAUCUGCAGUCUAGCCCAGCGUGGUUCCAGCAUGGCCUACCAAGGCAUCCCAGGCUCAUCCCUUGUGAAUUCCAGACAUUGCAGAAUAAGCGCCAACGGAGGAAUAGAAAGCGCACAAGUUCGGAAAUGGGCUGUGAUUCAAAUUCAGAUUCGACUGACGGGGCAGCCAAACGGACAGCGAUUCGCAUAGGACAAACCGAUGUGCUGCGCCAGUUCUACGAAAAAGCAUUCGAAAAUCUUCAACAGCUCAACUGCAGGGUGAUUGCAAAGGCGUUUGUCAAGUUGGUGGAACCUCGUAAGCAGGUCAAUCACCCGUACAAUGGGUGCAGGACAGUGAUGGGGGGACCUUGCCAGAAGUUGGACCCUGAAUUGACCAAGCCCAAAUGGUGGCCUACAGGUGUUCAACAUAAGGAGCCAGAUCACCUGCUCAAGCAUGGUGUGUCGCGUUCUUCUCUCGCGUGCUAUUUCGCAAAUUCGGUUGAGUCAUGUGUCGCUAAUUCUUCGUCUCUUCUAGAGAGAAUUCGACUUCUCAUGCACAUUCUCUGCGAACUGAGAGAAAGCCAUGCAAUCACAGCGCAAAAGCUCAGAGAGGCUGGGCAAGAUGUGCACCGCCAAAUUGGACCGCCAGUGCGUCGGUUCAUCUUGGACGAGAUUUAUGAGGUCCGGGAAAUCGAGGAACUCUAUUUGAGCGGAAAAAUCAGCGGAGAUACUGUUAUUUAUGUCUCUUCAAAGCAUCUGCCAGAAGGAAUUGAGCCAGCGGUAGUGAACGUGAACGAGAAGCAAAACUCUGACGCGGAUUGCUUGCCUUUGUCUCCAGUGUCCAUCAGCCGCACAAGCUCAGUUGAGAGCGGAUUAUCAUCUCUCUCAAAGGGUAUGAUUCUAUCCAUCAAUUCCAGUGAGCAAACGCAACCGCUGCAUACCCCUGCAGAGGUUUCUUCAACUGGCUCCAAUUCUGUGUCAGGGUUCUAUGCCCAGCAUUCGAUGUUGUGGAAUCAUGGAACUCCUCGGAUGCAUGCGCCAUUCAAUAUGUCGUCAAACUGA